Cynara cardunculus var. scolymus (artichoke) is the source of this 1101-nucleotide messenger RNA. RefSeq lists its product as uncharacterized. The coding region runs from base 1 to 837 and encodes 278 amino acids. The transcript is spliced from 3 exons. Lineage: Eukaryota; Viridiplantae; Streptophyta; Magnoliopsida; Asterales; Asteraceae. The record is from RefSeq and is a predicted model, not a curated record.
AUGGAGGAAGAUAUGGAGAGAUUCAAGCCGUUGCACAAUUUCGAUUUGCCGUGCUUGAAGUGGGGAAAUCAGAAGCUUCUACGGUGCAUGAAGGUAGAUUCAAACGGAGAGGUGUCGGUCGUCGAUCGCAAGCAAUCAUCGGAGAGUGGUGGCGGCGGGGGAUAUGUAAACGGAACGAGGCGGAGGGAAUUGGAGUUUGAGAGACGAUUUAGAUCGAGUGAUGAUCGUAAGAUUGAGAGUUAUUAUAAGUUUUCUUCGUCGGAGAAAAUGAAGGCCAGAACCGGAGCUACCGGAGACGGUGAGAUCGAGGCGACUAGGGAGAAGCUGAUGUUCGAUUUUCAAAAGGAGGUCGGUAAGAUGAAGGACGCCAUUCUCAGAGAAGGUCUGGUGGUUCCGCCGCCGACGGCAACAACGGCUACGACGACGUCUACUUGUGCGGCGGAAAGGCCAUGGAAUUUAAGGACUAGGCGAGCUGCGUGCAAGGCUCCGCCUUCUCCGUCGAACGGAGUCAACGGUAACGGUGAGGUUUUGAAACCUAAUUCUUCUCCGAUAAGAAACGAAUGCAAAUCUCCGAAACUCCGACCUGUGGGCGGUGUCGCCAACGCAACUACAAGUGCUGAGAAAAGAGAGAGAACGAAAAUCACCGUUGCUCUUUCCCGUCGUGAGUUGGAGGACGAUUUCAUGGCGAUGGCCGGCCGGCGACUGCCACGGAAGCCGAAGAAACGGCCAAGGAUUGUUCAAAGGCAAUUGGAUACUCUGUUUCCGGGAUUGUGGUUGUCCGAAAUAACUGCUGAUCUUUACAAAGUUCCCGAUGAGGUUGAGACUGGAAAGAGGUAGCAUUUGGGAUAUGUCUGAUGACAUCAAUGGAGGAGUAUGAUCAUUAAUAACUGGGGACUUACUCAUUGAUUUCUUCAAAUUGGGAAUUUGAUUUGAAGUGUUCAAUUUUCCAGAUAAGAUCUUGGUGUAAGCUUGGGUUUUAUGCUAAUUUUGCUUCCAAUAGUCAAAACAUGUUCAUAUAUGUGUUCCUUUUUUAGUAGCUUUGUUGUUCAAUGGAAUAAAACUUGAAUAAGUUCGAAAUCGGCAUUAUAUAAAUUUAUCACU